This is a messenger RNA of Schistocerca piceifrons (Central American locust), 558 nucleotides long. Its product is annotated as collagen alpha-1(I) chain-like. NCBI's taxonomy places the organism in Eukaryota, Metazoa, Arthropoda, Insecta, Orthoptera, Acrididae. Bases 1 to 558 code for a protein of 185 amino acids. The transcript is spliced from 2 exons. The record is from RefSeq and is a predicted model, not a curated record.
AUGCCUGGAGCACUGGCGAAGCGUGACUGCGCUUGCCUGCCGGCCACCCCCGGCUGCUGGCGGCAACAGCGGGGGCGGAGAGGGGUGGCGGCGGCGGCGGCGGUGGCGGAGGCGCUAUUGAUCCGGCGCGGGGGCCAGGGCCGCGCCUCGCCCGACUUCGGGCAGCUCCGCCGGCGUUCGCGUGGCGUCGGGCGGCCGACCGGCGGCGGCGGCGACCGAGGGGCGGCGCGCGAGUCGUGGGCGGCGGCAGAGGGGUGGGGUGGGGGGAGGGACGGAGGGGUGGAGGCGCCGGGAGGGGCGCAGCGGCCCGAUGCACAGGUGAGGCCGGAGCUGAAGGCGGCCAGCGGUCCGGCGCGUGAAGAAUGCAGGUCUGGGGCGCGCGGGCCGGCCACACCCCGUGGCGGCCGCCGUAUCGACCACCGGCGUGCCCACCCCCGUCCACCCCCACCUCCAACUCCACUGCCACCCCCACCAGUGGCGAUCGGCGUGCCGGGCCGGGCCGACUGCGACUGCAGCGUCAAGUUGCUGCCCCGCUGUCGGUCUGGCGUGCUGAGCUGA